CUGCCUGUCUACAAUAACAAGUCAUACAAAAUAAGAGGAUUUAUCGUCAUUGUAAGUGAACAACGACAUUUAGAGUGGUAGCUCUUGGAGACACCAGCAGCAAUGUAAAAACCAAACCAAACAAGGAAGAGAAACAGAAUAUUUACAAAACUAAAAGAAAAAUAUAUGCAUUAAAUAAGAUCACUUCGAUACUUUAAAAUAUAUAUACAAUAUGUGCAACAUGUAAUGGUGCAAACAGUGCAGUGCAAACAGGAGGUGUCAAAGUGGUUUAGUGUGUUAGCAGCAGUAUGGGGAGGAGAGGGUGGUGAUUGCCCUCUUUAGUCCUCAGCAGCUAUGGGAGGUGUGUGUGUGUGUGUGUGUUUUUUGGGGGGGGUUAUUGCGGAUACAGCUCUGGGGUAGAACCUGUUCCUCAGUCUCGUGGUCCGUGUCCUGAUAGUUCUGUAUGUCUUGCCUGAUGGCAAUCUGUUUUCCAGAUUAACGGGUCUGAGGUUUUUGCCCUGAUAAAAUAUUUUGGGAAAAAGAGUUGACCCCGACGUGAUUUGAACACGCAACCUUCUGAUCUGGAGUCAGACGCGCUACCGUUGCGCCACGAGGUCGACAGAUAAUAGAGGAACUUUAACAAAUUUAGACUUAAAUAAAGUACAAAUUGUGUAUAUGUGACAGGUGUUGAGAAAUGCCCGCCUCGCUUUCCAAUCCUCAGCUCACUGUAAGGACUUUAUAUAAAAACAGUCACCGGGUCCAGAAAUGAAGGCAGUAUGGAAGUGCCUGAAGCCUGCAUUCCCUGGAAACACCAGCAGAGGUCGUCUCCCUGGUUGCAAAAAAAAGUGCCUCUCCACCGUGACCCUGAAGUUGACUGGUGCUUUCCGCCUCUCCACAACCUUUGUGUUGCAACAAUGAAGAGAAUAGUCGGGAAACAUGAACAUACACACAUUUUUUUUGAAAAGGCGAACAUCCUGAAAACUAUUGGCCGGUUAGCUCAGUUGGUUAGAUCGUGGUGCUAAUAACGCCAAGGUCGCGGGUUCGAUCCCCGUACGGGCCACGAUACCUUUUGCUCUCCUCGAUUGACAGAUUUCUUCCUGUGUACCAAUUUAUUUUAUGUGCUUGGCGUUCAAGUGGUCAAUUCGUGAUGAGAAGAAUUUCACGGCAUAAUGACAGACUGAAAACAUGAAUUUGUUUGCAAAAUCAAUGUAGUCACAUUCAUAUUACGAAGAAAAACUCCAAACAGUUAAAAUGCUUUUAAAUACUGUAGACACAAGUAAGUUAUCAUAAAAAAAGACCACAUCGGAGAGGGAUUGCAUUGAUUGUAUGACAUAUAUGUAACACUUUACUCAGUGUGAGGCGUUGGUGGUAUAGUGGUGAGCAUAGCUGCCUUCCAAGCAGUUGACCCGGGUUCGAUUCCCGGCCAACGCAGCGGUCUUUUUUGAUCUGUCUGAUCAUCUUUAAAGGCUUGAUGAGGUUUGUAUUAUGAUUUCAAUAAUGUUGAUACAUUAUUUACAUUAUAUUACAUGCAUUAAUAACCACAACUUUCAAUAAAUAAUUCACUAAUCCUUUAGAACAAUAACUUAAUAACUUUAGCAAAUGCCCUGCUGACCUGAUGCUUCUAGAUUUUGAGGUGUCAAACAGAUCAUUGACAGGGCUCUACCCAAUUUAUCAACUAUCGAGUUAAAAAGACCAAAGUUUCUAGAGGGGGUUACAACCUGGAAAUUAAACAGGUUGAAAUCACUAUCUUUCAAACACACACUCAUACAAAUAUGUAACUGUUGGGCAAAUUUGCUUCAUUUUCAGGGGUCACAAUGCACAAGGAUUACAAUAAGUCAAUUGUGGGCAGCAUGCUGGAUGUGACGCACACAUAUACGCCCCAUAUAACGAAACUGAUUAAUUAUAGCUGCAGACGUGUAACUAGUAAAAGGAGUUUACUAGUCGAACAGGAAAUAUGUCACUGUUUCUCUUCUACCCAGUAACUUCAUUUGUAAUCCCAUUCACCGGUGCUAAUCCUGCUUACCCUCUUUUUCCCUUUGUUGCCAUGGAUAUGCUAUUCCUAUGGCAACUGCAGGCCUUUGUGAAUGGCCUCGGGCCCCCACCGUAGAGGACUCCCUGAACCUUUCAUUAUACAUUCCCUUCAAGCUCGCAGACAAAUCACGCACGUAGCACAUACUCUAACUCUGUCUUUCUCCCUCACUCCUCUUCCCCUUUUUUUGUCUCUCCAUUGCUCUGCCCUUGUCAAACUACUGUAUCCUACUUUUAAGACAGCAGCACCUCUGUUCGUACAUUUAGUGUUCAUUUUCUGUAAAUUACACUCCAGGUACUCACUGAUGCGGGAUGCCUGUCCUGGCAGAAAGUGGGCUGUGAUCAGAUUUGUAGCACACGUAUCACUUUCAUAAGAGUCCGCGCCCCUAGCUUUCUAAUCUUCAGUGGCAAUGGAAACCAGAGCUCCAUCUUUAAAGAUGCAUGAGACAUCUUGAGCAACAGAAAACAGAGGUGGAGGCUCAGUCAGAGAAAGGGUUUCUGUGUCAAUGACAGUGAAACAAGGGAGGGGCGAGGCUCAUGCAGAUUAAAGUAAAGUUGUAAGUGGCAGUGAGGGCCCAAGUUGAGUCAGAGUGCGGUAGGACUGGUCACUGUGGGUGUGUGUGAGUGUGAGUGGGGCAGGUGGGGGGCUUCCGCCUGCUGAAUGAACCCCGUCAGCAUCGGGGAGUACCAUGGGCUACGGGUGGGCUCGGCCCUGCUCGGAAUCGUGGCAGGCUGCAUCAUCAUUGGGGUGUCCAGGGAGUGUGAUGCUGAUGCUGUAGGAGGUAUCUUCCUGGGAGCAGGGGGUCUCGGCCUGCUCAUAUCGAUAUACCCAUUCAUAAAAGCCUGGCUGAACAUCAACCAUAUUCUUCCAUCCUUCGGAAACUUCAGAGUGCACCCCACUCCCGCUCCUGAACAACCGACAGAGACGUUAAGACGAGAAGGAACUCAGAGUCAACUAAAUCUGGAACGUUGUAAGAGUCGUAUGGGAACCUUUGUGGAAGGCGGACCAAUGGCCGAGACCAACCCAGAUGAGGGGACGUCUACAGACAUGCCAGACGUCUUAUCUAGAAGGAAACAAAAACCAUCGCCUUCAGAUCAAGACCUACCCUGAUGUCAUCCCAUGAUCUGACUGACCUCUAUUGUUCUGCUUCGCUGUUAAAAAUUCUUCAUUAGGUUUUCUAUUAAGUGUGAAACAAGAGAUGUUGAUUUUAAUCUUAUUGAUUCAUUGUUUUUCUGUAAAAUUGUUAUAUCAACUGUCCUAUAUGUUGAGAUCACCUCGUGGGAUUCUACUGUACUUAUGUGGACUGAUAAAACGUAUUUUUAA
Scophthalmus maximus (turbot) is the source of this 3331-nucleotide messenger RNA. It is a transcript of the gene kncn, whose product is annotated as kinocilin. The transcript has 5 exons. NCBI's taxonomy places the organism in Eukaryota, Metazoa, Chordata, Actinopteri, Pleuronectiformes, Scophthalmidae. The record is from RefSeq and is a predicted model, not a curated record. Bases 2669 to 3118 code for a protein of 149 amino acids.